Triticum urartu is the source of this 681-nucleotide messenger RNA. NCBI's taxonomy places the organism in Eukaryota, Viridiplantae, Streptophyta, Magnoliopsida, Poales, Poaceae. The record is from RefSeq and is a predicted model, not a curated record.
AUGGGGGAGGGGCUCGCCCCAAGGAGCGGGAACCCGGCGAGUCCGUCGGUCAGGAGCUGGGCGGCGCUCUGCAUCAUCGCCGCUAAUAUCGAGGUCAACAAACUUGUUAAAGGACGGCCAUUGGACAACUUGAAGUUUCUGCAAUGGUUUAAAAGAUAUUGUGAUUCUGUGAAUGGUGGAAUCAUGAAUGAAAAGUACAAUCCUGUAGAAAGGAGGUCCAAGGGUUGCAAAGAGCGCAGCCACAAGGGUCACAACAAGUCAUCCAAAUCACUUCAAGCCAACAGAUUAUCUAGUGCUAACUCAGCAGAUGGAGCUUCUCCAAUCAGAAAAGUUGUUAACGAAGAGCAUUACAUGGAGCAGAUUCAACGGUUAUCUGAGAAGAUUGCAGAUCUGAAGGUUUCUGUGGACAACACUGAGAAAGAAAGAGACUUCUACUUCUCAAAGUUGCGUGACAUCGAGAUAUUAUGUCAAAGACCUGAGUUGGAGCAUCUACCGGUGACUAAAGGGAUAAGGAAGAUACUUUAUGCGGCUGAUGCAAAGGAUUCAUCAUUACCCGAGGUUAAUGAAAUAAUCACCAGGUCACCAGGCAUGUUCUCGAUGAAGCGGAGUGACAAGUGCCACGGGAAGUGCCAAAACCUUUGGUGGAGAAUUUUGUGGUUCUCCUACUAUCAAUCUGAGUAG